AUGAUAUACUCGUCUAGUAGCUUUCCAGAAAGCUGGGGUCAGUCGGAUGGUCACCGUUUCACGUACCCAGCAUCACCUCUCUUAACACAAGGACCUGAAAUAGGAUCAGAGGCUCUUUGCUCAGAGCCUGGACAAGCUGAGGAAUGUGUUCAUGUCAAGAACAUUCCUUUGGAUUCCACCGCGGAGAUUAUUAUGUUCGAUCAAGGUGGCGAGUCCGACCACAUCUUCCAUCUUCACGGCUACAGUUUCUAUGUCGUUGCCAUGCAGCAAUACAACAGAAGCUUAGACAAAGACUUAGUAAAACAAAUGAACGAAGAAGGAAUUUUAUUUAAUAGAAGAAAUGUUAAAAAUCCAGUGCUAAAAGACACCGUAGUGAUUCCCAAAUUUGGUGUUGUUGCUCUACGCUUCAAAGCAGAUAACCCCGGUUACUGGAUGAUGAGGGAUGAGAGAUCAGCUCAUUGGACACGGGGGCUCGAUUUUGUUUUAAAAGUCGGUGAGGAGAAGGACUUUGUUCAGGCACCUUCAGACUUCCCUAAGUGUGGUUCUUAUGUUGGUCCAGAAUACUUUUUAAUUUAA
Messenger RNA from Pieris macdunnoughi, 576 nucleotides. The record is from the annotation of a GenBank genome assembly. Lineage: Eukaryota; Metazoa; Arthropoda; Insecta; Lepidoptera; Pieridae.